AAAGUUUUCACCCACAACUGAUUGGAUUGCUUCUUAUGGAUUACCUUAUAGUUUGGACAACAUUCACAUGCAUUGUAUGGAUAAACCAACAUCAUAUCUCCAUCAAAGAAAGUCAUACGAGUUUGAGACAACAUAAGGGUGAGUAAAUGAUGAAAGAUUUUGCGGUGAACUAGCCCUUUAAAUUCUCAUAAGUGAGGUUAUUUUGUUAACUUUUCUUGCUACUAUGGAAGGAGAUUUUACCCUUAAGCUCACAUUGAAGGAUCAAGUAGGAAUCAAAGGUUUUUCAGAGUGGACUGCAUCAUACUAUAAUAUCAAGAGACUGAAAGACUAAUAAGGUUGUAAACUUUUCAGUAUUUAUAUGGUGUAACAGCCCUGUUUUUCUCCUAGUGCCAUUCUGUAGGCGUGUAUUGUUUCAGGCAACCUAGUCUCAUAGAAUGAGCGUUACUAUAACUACAUUUUUGCAAACUGACUUUUAUGUGCCAUGUUUUCAGUUUUGUUGCAGUUUCCUGGUGAAAUCAACACUAGAGGCACUCCAACAACUGCAUUGAAGCUGACAUGUGAGACGAAAGCGACACAAAAUAAUGUGGUUGCUUCAGAAAAUUUGCUUUCUUUUCUUUCUUUUUUUUUUUUUUGUGGAUUUUCUCCCCAAUUUGGCAUGUCCAAUUCCCAAAGUCCUUAUGGUGGCGUAGUGACUUGCCUCAAUCCGGGUGGCGGAGGAAGAAUUUCAGUUGCCUCCACAUCUGAGACAAUCAAUCCGCACAUCUUAUCACGUGGCUUGUUGAGCGCGUUACCACGGAGACCUAGCGCAUGUGGAGGCUUCACGCUAUUCUCCAUGGCAUCCAUGCACAAAUGACCACGCGCCCCACUGAGAGCGAGAACCACAUUAUAGCGACUACGAGGUGGUUACCCCAUGUGACUCUACCCACCCUAGCAACCGGGCCAAUUUGGUUGCUCAGGAGACCUGGCUGGAGUCACUCAGCACACCCUGGAUUCAAACUUGCGACUCCAGGGGUGGUAGUCAGCGUCUUUACUUGAUGAGCUACCCAGAACCCCCCAGAAAGUUUGCUUUUGAUGUCACACUUGCUUUUUCCACACUAUCGGUUAGGUUUAGAUGUUGAUUUAGGGUAAGGAUGUCUGUUUUAUUUAACUUUCCUUUUUGUUUACAACACUAUUGGUUAGGUUUAGGCAUUGGUUAAAGGUAAGGAUGUCUGUUUUGUUUACCUCUCAUUUGCUUUUAAAACCGUGUUGCUUACAAUUUAAGUUACAAUUUUAGGUUGGAAAGGUAUGUUUUACUUGUUUAAACCUGAUUUUUAGAUGCACACAACUUUGGGUCUAACAAACAAAGAGAGAUGAAAACAGAGAGAGGCUUCUUGGAGAUCUGUUCUGUCUCUAGGUGCUUUGGACCGUAAGGUCUCUGGUUUAACAAGGGAUUCUUUCAGCUUUGUGGAGGAAAAGUGUGAGAAUGCACAGCAAACUAGAGAGGAGCUAUAGACCAAAGAAAUGAGGGGUGUAUAUAGAUGGUCCAUGUGAAAGGUAAACAAGACUGCUCCAGCCCUGAAUUCGUUUUCUUCUUUAGGGUCUAGGUCUAUGAAGAGACACCAGACACACACCAAAACAGACCCAGGAUUAGCUGCUACAGGUAACCUCAGGCAGACAAAAUAAUGCAAUUACUGUGAAGUUCAAUUCUGUGGUUAGUUUCAUACAACUGGUUUAUAUGGGGUUUUAUGUUAGAAUGCCUUUGAAGACUGUUUAUACAAAAGGAGCAUAGUUUGAAAUGGAAGGAAAAUUGUGUAAUACCAAUAUAUUGAGACUGAGUGUUGCUACUUUCAGCGGGUGACCAUGUCUCGUCUAUGUGUCUCAUUCUUCCUGUGUGUGGUUUUGCUUGGACUGCUCUGUCUCACAGGGGCAGAGGAAAGCCAAGCUGAAUCCAGGGAAAAAAGGGGUGUGCCUAACUGGGCACUAACAUCUUCAGACUUUUUCGGCUGGAUUGAAGAGCUGCGUUCUCAUGCUGGUUAUGAAAAGAUCGAGGAAUUGGCCAGAACCUUCUGGGCUCACUUCCCUUCUGCCAGCCGCCUGGGUUAUGACCCUCCUGCUCCAGAAGAAUAAUGCCACAUGAGUCUGUAUGUUAUUAAGACAGUUUUACAUUCCAUGUCUUUUCUAUUUAGCCAGACGUGUUUCUAGGCAAGACUAAGUUUUUGGUUGGUUAAAAUGACAUAAAACCCAUGAUAUA
Molecule: messenger RNA, 2230 nt
Organism: Myxocyprinus asiaticus (Chinese sucker)
Lineage: Eukaryota; Metazoa; Chordata; Actinopteri; Cypriniformes; Catostomidae
Gene: otos2
Product: otospiralin 2
Exons: 3
Coding region: 1840-2106 (88 amino acids)
Biological process (GO): sensory perception of sound
Source: RefSeq, a predicted model, not a curated record